GCGGCCGCAUGGGAAGUUCGCAGCCACUCCGACGGACGCAGAGCAGGCGGAAACCCCCCGGGGGCGGCCGGGCGAGCGGGCACGACGAUACCCCGCGGGGCCGGGCCGGUGCCGGCCGGAAGUGACGGGCGCUUCACCUGCUGGGCGGUGCGCGCGGGGCGGGGCGGCCGCCGGGAGUCGCGGAGAAGCAGGCGGUGGUGCCGCUCGAGCCGCGCUAUGGAACCGCCGCCGUUGGUGCUGCUGGUGGGGCUGGUGCUGCUCGCCGUCGCAGGUCUUACAAGAAGCCUGUCUAUAACUUCAGCUGAGUCAGCAUUUGAAAAAGCUCAAGGAGAGAGAGUUACAUUGCCGUGUACUUUUGUACUCUCAGACGAGGAUGUAGGCACACUAGAUAUUGAGUGGGUCUUGAUACCAGCAGAUAUUCAGAAGAAAGAAGAAACAAUAAUUCUGUAUUCUGGAGAUAGGAUUUAUAAUCAUUAUUAUCCUGCUCUGAGUGGGCGGUUGCAAUUUACUAGUUCUGAUCCCAAAUCUGGUGAUGGUUCAGUGGAUAUCUUGAAUUUAAAGUCAGCAGAUACUGGCACAUACCAGUGCAAAGUGAAGAAGGCUCCUGGAGUUGAAAGCCAAAAAAUACAGCUGAAUGUACUUGUAAAGCCAGCAAGCACUAAAUGCUCCAUUGAAGGAUCACAGGAGAUUGGAAAGGACAUUACAUUGAAGUGUGCAUCACAAGAAGGAACCCCACUUCUGUAUUAUGACUGGAGAAGAGUAGUAACUGGCACACAAGGACUUCCUGCAACUUCCGUGCUAAAUAAAAAUACAGGGGAGCUUCUUUUGAAAAAUGCCUCUAAGGACUAUUCUGGUACAUACAGUUGUGUUGCUUCAAACCGAGUUGGCACAGAUGAAUGUUCUGUUGAGCUGAAUGUCACCCCUCCUAUAAAUACAGCUGGUGUAAUUGCUGGAGCUAUUCUGGGAACUCUGUUGGGUCUUGCCUUAUUGGCUUUUCUUGUCUUCUGUUGCUGUAAGAAGCAUAGAGAGAAGAAAUAUGAGAAAGAAGUACAUCAUGAAAUCAGAGAAGAUGUUCUGCCUCCAAAAAGUCGCAGUUCAACAGCGCGCAGCUACAUAGGCAGCAAUCGUUCUUCUCUGGGUUCAAUGUCUCCCUCAAAUAUGGAAGGAUACUCCAAAACUCCAUAUAGCCAGGUUCCAAGUGAAGACUUUGAACGUGCUUCUGGUCAAAACCAAACCAUUGCAUCUUCAAAGGUAGCUGCACCUAAUUUAAGUAGAAUGGGAGCUGUCCCUGUGAUGAUUCCAGCACAAAGCAAAGAUGGGUCCAUAGUAUGAAAUAUUAAUUUAAGACCUGUUUUUUUUUUUUUUUUUUAAGUGUUUGUUGUAAGUAUUAGAGAGAACUACAGUAUUCCAACCCUCAUUUAAACAAUGGCAUGCAAUUUUCCUUGAAGAAAAUGUGUAGGUUUGAAAAGCCACCAAUUCUCAUUUUUAAUUUUAAACUUCUUAGUGUGUAACAGCUGAACUAUUGAAAGUGUGAAAAUUCCUAAAAUAUCAGGUUUGGAUUUCUGGUGGCUUACUGAAGAGACACUAUUAGCUGAUGUGCAGCUUUCAGAAUCUGAAAGAGCAACACAACUGAGAAGUAACUGUUUCAUAUGUAGACUGUGAAAUUCCUCAGUUCUUGAAGCUUUAUUCUCAAUCUUGGAGUAGCAGGACUAUUUUAAUUUGGCCACUGUCUGAUGAACUUUCAGUGGGGCUGAAAUACUGAGGAUGAAUUUGAAUUCUGCUCAAACUCAGAGGAUUUAUGCAGUUCUUUAAAUUGGUAAUGUUUGUCUGGAGUGUUUCCUGAGUUAGUAUCUCAGGGACUGCCAGUCAUUUGGAUGGUUCAGUUAAUUUAAUGAAUCUCUUCUGAGUUUAAAGUCACAGAGAGUAGAAAUGUGAAAGGAGAUUUUGCAAGCUCCUUGUAAUCAGAAUUUUACUACAAUAACUAAUUCUAGCAGUGUCAGAUAAUUAAUUUAUCCUAUGUAAACAAGUUUUAUCAGUUUGUUACUAGUGGUAUCUGAGUUCUCAAAUCUAUAGCUCAACUGUUACAUUGUCAGAGUGAACAUGCACCUCUGCAGGUCUUAAGUUAGCUGUAUCUCACGUUUUCCAAAGUCUGCCUUAGAUUCUAAGGCAGUGUUCUUUUCCUAAACCAAGUACCUAGAAGUUUCAUGGGGCUUUAUUAAAGCUAUUAAGUAACUGGUAUUUGAUAGUUGCUCUUGGUCUAACAUCACUUCAGAAAAAUCUUUUCCAGGUUCAGGUAAGCAAUAGGUAGUCUAAAGAGAAUGAUGCAUUUUAGUGUGAAUUUGCAAGGAAUUCACUUCCUCACUUCUUGUCUGUUCAAUAACCCUAAAUAUUCUUAAUAGAUGUUUAGAAUUCUCAUCAGCAAGAGCUUCAUACAACCAGAGUCUAAGAGAACAUAGUUACCCAGAGUUGUUGAUAGGAACGUGAUGUUUGAAGAGUUAAUUUAAAAAAAAAAAAAAAAAAAAGCCAUUGCAUUUUUGCAAACUUAAAACAUUACAGGAGAAAUAGAAUAAUUCCUGAUCUUAAUUGCACACCUACUUAAAGGUAAUUGAUAGUUUCUGAUGAGUGAUAUUGUAUAUCUGUAACAGCUAGAUUUAAAGUUAAAUGCUGUUUGAAUCUUUGUUUUUUUUAUUUUUACUUCCCGUUUACUAACCUCUUUCUCAUCUUGUGCUUGGGAGUGUAGGGAGGAAUCCCUUCAGCUUAUUCUAGGUAAAGAUGUUGAAUUGCCCGUUAGUUUGGAAAACUCUAAAUGAAUAUAGUAUGUGGCACAGAGGUUGAUGAAGAAAAUAUUUGAAGAGCCUGUUGAAAGGUAUAUAAUAGGAGUGUUUGUAUGUAGCAGCAGUGUGAGAUAAGAAUUCCUCAAACUUCUAGGCUUCGUGUUCUGCUUUCUUGUAGCUGGUUAAUUAGGUCUGUGAUAAGUUAUUUGACUUUCUAUUAAAUAAUUGUCUUUUGUGUAGUUAGAUGUACAAUUUUUGGUUGGCUCUGUUAAUGUAGAAAACAUACCCUUCAUACUGAAUUUAGAUACUUGAAUGGCUACUAAGUGUUCUAGACUUAACAAUUUUACACAUUUGGAACUUUUUUAGAUUGUAAACUUAUACUGUUAGAGAUUGGACUUUUUAUCUUUCAUGUGUGCCUUUUCAAUAAACUUUGCCUGAUUGUAUCUUCAGUUUUUAUGAAAUUUCUGGUGCCUAAAUUUACUGUUUGGACAGGUGCUUAGAUGAUGGUACAAUUUUUAAAACAUGACACUGUGAUCUGAUUUCUUGAUUCUUAUGUACUAUUUAUACCUCUUCUUGCCUGUUUUUUGGAUGUGAUUUCAGUGGCUCUCUGUAUUGUUCUGUAUUUCAAAAUGUGAGUUACUCCUUCAAUUGAUAAUUACGAUGUGUUUAUAUUCCUGAAAACUGUUCAGUUGUACUAAUUAGAUGGAUGAUUGACUCUCACUUGUGUGGUGAAUAAUAGGUUUAGAAACUGUGCCAAACACAUGCUUGUGAAGAACAAUAAAUGAGGAGACAUCUUCUUGCAUCCAAUUACUAUGAUAGAAGAGACUUUAGGAUAUUUUAAUCGUAAUCUGAUUGUUUAUCUUGAAACUAAGGCCUUUCCUAAAUGAAAGGGUGUGGUUAUUUGGAUCAUAAAUAAAAGCUGAGUACUAGAACUAGACCUGAGUCACAGACUGAGAAAUAGCUAGAGACCUAAGACCUUUGCAGGCAGCAAACCUACGGAACUUAGUUCUUAGCCAUCUAUGGACAUAUGUGAGAUUAGGUGUGGCUUUUUUCUUUUCUUUUUUUCUUUUUUCUUUUCUUUUUUUUUUUUUUUUUUUUUUUUGCCCUGUGAGUCCGUGCUUUCCAUCAGGUAAGCCCUGGGACACUCAAGAAUAGUUAUCUCACUCAAACAUACAGAUUGGAGUUUACACAUACUUUAAUGCUCUGUCAGAUUGCACAAAACAAUAAAUUGACAGAAUGAAAGGACAGCAUGAUAUGCCCUAAGAGCCUAGCUGUUGGGCUUAGUAGCCUUGGCAGUGUCUGUCUAUUUAUGUACUGGCAUGGAAAAUAAAAAGAAUGGAAUCUGACAUAGUCCGUAUCUGAAAUAAAGAACCUCUGACUUGGGGUAAGCUUUCCCUCAAGUUGCUCUCAUCAUGCCUUUUUAAAUGAAUAAAACACUACAGCAACAUAAUAGCACUAUUAUAAAUGAUUUCUUCAGUCAGUGGAUUCAUAAUUAUAAUUCAACACUGCAUUAUAAUUCUCAAAAGCAGUUACUGUAGUUCAGCAGCAAUUUUUAGCUGUGUAGGACACGAACUGAGGAAUCACGAGGUGUCCGAUACAGAUAAACCUGCUAACAGAACUUCUGUGGGAGGUAACGGCAGCUGAUAUACCAGUUAGAAGGUGGCAUUUGUACUGUCUCAUGUUAUUUAAAAAGAGGAAAAAAAAAAAAAGAGAGAAAUAGAGGAGGGAGGCUUGAUAUCAUUAUGUAAAUAGUCUGAAUGAGCUCAAGAAAUUACUAGAUAAUGCCAUGACUGUGAACUUGCUUGUUAAGGAUGACAGUGUAGAAGAAACCAUUGAAUUUUAGCAUGGUGUGAAUAGUGUUAGACUUGUAGUACUGUAGAGGUUAUGUAACAUUUGUCCAUACACUACGAGCCUUUUCAUAAACUUCUAAAAUGGAUAUUUAAAGAUAAUUAUGUGAAUCUUCCUUACCUAAAAAAGAAUACUUUUUUUUUUUUUUUUUUAACUAUGUAGUGCACAGAAAUGCCUUGUUGGAAGGGUAAAAGAUAACUUUUGGAGCAAAUGUACAGUGCAUACAUCGUUCUCUAAUAGUCACGUUUGUAUUAGAUGUAUGCUUCCUGCUUAAUAGUACAAAUAAGACUUGUUAAUUGCAAGCUGUCUCUGUAAUAAUGAAUAUUGUAUAUUACUGUUUUCCAGGAUAGCCUUUUGGUUUUGCUCUUAACUGUGUAUAUUCCAGAUCACUUUAGAUCGCUGUGGUAGUCUAAAGACACAAUACUAUUUGUAUCACUUGAACCUUGUUUUAUACACUUGAUAGGUGCUUUCUAGGGCCCUUUGGGUGUUGGUCCUCUGGUGUGCAACACAGCUCAAAUGAAAUUGGAGCAAUAACAUUUCCUGGAAUACAACAUGUUGCAACAUUGCUUUAUACUUCUCGUGCACAAAGCAUGAACUUGAAUAUUGAUAUGAAUUUCAGUAUAUGAGGUUUUAUAUUCACAUUUUUAGGGAAUGGUAUUAUACAAUGCAAGUACUGUGAGUGAAUCUGUAAAAACAAAUUCAAAAUUUUAAAAUGCUGUAGUUCCAUGACAGACUUGUGUACUUUUUGAAAUAAAACUGUUGGAGAAAA
Molecule: messenger RNA, 5391 nt
Organism: Tympanuchus pallidicinctus (lesser prairie-chicken)
Lineage: Eukaryota; Metazoa; Chordata; Aves; Galliformes; Phasianidae
Gene: CXADR
Product: CXADR Ig-like cell adhesion molecule
Exons: 7
Coding region: 217-1332 (371 amino acids)
Biological process (GO): homotypic cell-cell adhesion
Cellular component (GO): bicellular tight junction; basolateral plasma membrane; intercalated disc
Molecular function (GO): cell adhesion molecule binding
Source: RefSeq, a predicted model, not a curated record